Molecule: messenger RNA, 2403 nt
Organism: Caenorhabditis bovis
Lineage: Eukaryota; Metazoa; Nematoda; Chromadorea; Rhabditida; Rhabditidae
Source: the annotation of a GenBank genome assembly
AUGCGUUUGCCGACACCAUUGAUUUUACUUAUUGGGCUAACAGUGCCCGCCAGUGCUCAAUUUGGUGAGAUUGCCUCACUAGCGACGUCUUUAUUGGGAGGAGCAUUAGGGAAUGCUGGAGGACUUGGAGCUUUGGCUGGCGCUGGAGCGGGAGCUGCUGGAGCUGCUGGACAAGCUGGAGGGGCUCUAGCUCAAAUCGGACAAUUGUACCAAUUGGCGCAGGGAGCACUUCAGUUGACAGGAACUGGUGUCGGGGUUUUGAAUCAAGCAUCUGAAGGAAAUUGGUUUCCAGCAGUUUUAGAACAAGCUGCCAAGAAUCACCAAUCGUUGAUGAAACCAGGAGGUGGAAAUGGACUUAAUUUAGGUGCUCUUGGCCCGAAACCAGGUGGUGGAAAUUCCAUUGGACCAGAGUUCGGAACGAGUUUCCCUGCUCCAGAUAUUGAUGACUAUGAUGAGAACGCUAACAUUCCUGGAAUUUCCGGUGGAAAAUCUGCGCCGAAACCGCCAGAUGGCUUAAUCGACAUUGAUUCUGGAGAUUAUGAAAUUGACUCGACAACUGUUUCUACAACCACCGAAGAAAGCACUACGGAAACUGCGACGCUAUUCCCGACCGAUGAAGAAGAAGAAUCUUCCACAGAAUUCAAAAUUACAACGCCACCUGCGCGCCAAAUCCACAUCCAGUUGCCCGAUAAAAACGCGCCAGUUUCGACGAAAAUCGAAACCGACGAAGAGGAUUACGAAGAUUUGAUUAAAAAGGAUCACACUGACGGCAAACCUGAAAUUGUGAAACCCGAAAUCGAUGCGGAAAGCGAGCAAUUGAAGACGAACGUGAUUGCCACGCAUGGAGCAAAGACGCAGCCAAUUGUGCCAAAACUUGACAAACUGUUGGAGGUCUUGCAGAAGAGCAAGUUAUCCAAGCAAGAAAUUGAUGAGAUUGUCUCACAGGUUGAAAGCAACAAGAGAAUCGAGAAGCCGCCAAAGUAUGACUUCAAUUCGGCUGUUCAAAAUAUUCCCGAUAAGAAGAAUAAAAUUCGCGAGAAGAUUACUGUAGCCUCGCGCGCUAUUAGCGAACGUCUCGAAACCGAGCGCAACGCGAAUAGCAAAACAAUCGAGACGACCGUGAAUCAGUUGAAAGUGGUGCCCGAUUUUGCGCAAACUACUCAGACACCGGUUUCAAGCACUCAAAGUGUCGCUCACGUAAGUAGUCGACACGUGCCGCAAACACGAUCCGCAACACCAUUACCGGCGCCGCCUGUCGCGGUCGCAACCAAUUUGAAUCAAGUGCCAACGAUUGUGCAGAAGAAUGUUGCUCCGCAAUAUCCAGCAUAUAACCAACAAUAUCAGCAAUUCCGCCAACAAGCUUACCAACACCCGUAUUAUUAUUAUAACCAGGCGCCCUAUUAUGGUCAACAAACGCAGAAUUAUUGGGGCCAACAAAACAAUUACCAACAGCAAGUGCAACAAUCGCAACAAGUCCAGCAGGGACAAUAUUAUAAUCAACAGCAAUUCUCUGGUCAGCCGUACACGGCUCAGCCAUAUUAUCAGCAAUAUCAGGGACCAGCUGCUCAGACAACUCAGCAGCAUUUGCCACAGCAACUGCCACCGAAGCCAGUACAACAGCCAGCUCAAGUAGCUCAAUCACAGUACCAACAGCCUAGCAGAGUUCCGGUCAAUGCUCCGACUCUACAGCAACAGACUGUUUCGCAAUAUCCAGUGCAGCAACGCGCUGCUCCUCAAUUACAGGUUGUCAAAUCGGAUACUAACCAUGUAGUUCACUAUUAUCACAAUGGGAAGGUGGUGGUCCAGCAACUAAUUCCUAAAUCAAUUGCCGUCACGGGAAGUUUCCCAAUAAACGGUCCGUUUCAGUCGAACUCCGUUGGUUCAGUGACACCGCCAAAUCCGCAGGAAUACGCUAGAACUCAAAGAGCAUUGCAACAGGCUUAUCAGCAACCGCAGACACGAUCAAUUAGUGCGCAAGCCAUUCAACAACAGCAACAAAGACCAGUGGCAGCUCCAGCGAAAGCAGUUUAUAAGCCACAAGUGCCAGGACCAACUCAUAAGGUGGCACAAACCGGUGCAAAUUUGAGAAAUUCCGUCCUCCAACCACCAAGUCGCGUUCACACCAAGGUUUAUGAGAAAACUAUUGUUGCUUCAUCUAAUCGGCAAGCGCAUGCUAUUAGAACAUUCCAAGCGAGCCAGCCUGAAGGAAAACCGGCACCAGCUAAACAAGUGAUCUCAGUGCCAAGACAAUCAUCGGCUGCUGUUCGCAGUUCGGGGCGAACGAAUAACAAAACGUCUGGCAAACCUGUUCCGAGAAUCAGCGGGCAUGUUCUACCAGGACCAACCAUAGAUAAUAGAAGCUUAUUGGAAAAGCGCACAACUGCGAAGCCAAGAACCGUGUAA